AUGGUUUUCUGGGUGUUUGGCUAUGGCUCGCUUGUGUGGAACCCAGGUUUCGAGGUCGACGAGAAGGUGAUUGGGUUGAUUAAGGACUACAGGCGUGUCUUUGAUUUGGCGUGCAUUGACCACCGAGGCACGCCUGAGCUCCCUGCUAGAACUUGCACCUUGGAAGAACAUGAAGGAUCUGUCUGCUGGGGUGCCGCUUAUUGCGUGCGUGGAGGGUCGGAGAAAGAGAAAGCAGCCAUGGCGUAUCUCGAGAGACGAGAGUGUGAAUAUGACCAGAAAACUUUGGUAGACUUUUACAAAGAGGGUGAUUCGGAAAAGCCAUUUGUGACUGGUGUGAUUGUGUUCACGUCCACACCCGACAAGAUUUCAAACAAGUAUUAUUUGGGUCCGGCCCCUUUGGAGGACAUGGCCGCGCAAAUUGCAACAGCGUUUGGUCCUUGUGGCAAUAACAGGGACUACCUCUUCUUGCUAGAGAAGGCCUUGUUUGAUAUUGGUCAUGAAGAUGACUAUGUUAUCGAGCUUGCGAAUGAGGUGAGGAAGGUUCUAGGAAUAGUCAAAAGCGGUGUGGCCAUUGGGAAAAGGCUCUUGUGGUCUUCUUCGGCUGAAAUGCGGGUUAAGUCGAGCUUGUCGCCAAUCAAGUUGAGGUCCCUACCUGAAGCAAUUGCCAUGGAUUCUUCUUAG
Messenger RNA from Striga hermonthica, 681 nucleotides. NCBI's taxonomy places the organism in Eukaryota, Viridiplantae, Streptophyta, Magnoliopsida, Lamiales, Orobanchaceae. The record is from the annotation of a GenBank genome assembly.